UGUGCUGUGGCUGCACCCACGGCGGCGCGGAGGUCGAUCCACCAACUCUGUGUCCCCUCCCCAUCGGCGCCCCCUGCUGCCGUGCGCGGACACACCUGCAUUAAACGGGGGAAGUCCGUCCGGUUGGAGAGGCAGAGAAAAGAGGCAGGAAGCGAAACACCUUCAGCGGCUCCCAUCCGCACACUUUGAUCCGACAAGGAAAAGCAUGAGUGCGUGAAGACGUGCGGGGAUUGGUGGCAGAGCUACCGAGACUUUGCAGCCGUAGACUCGGGCUGGUUUGUUAGGAUUAAAGGCGAAACAGACCUGCCCAGUUCGGAGUAGAAGAGACGGAGUCUGAGGAGCUGAGCGCACAGGCACCCCGUUUCCCAUAUUCCCCAAAGAAAACAACAGGCUAGGACACACUGUCAGAUAAGUAGACAUGAUAGCGUUCCUCUGCGAGUUGGUGCAGAUUAUAUUUGUUUAUGUGUAACCUAAUGAGUUUAGAAGACGGACCUAAAAAGAAGAAUGGUGUGGCUUUCUGUGUAUUAGACACUGCUGUGGCACAAAGUUAUUAUUCAAUUAACUGUGUUUAUGUGCUAUAAUUACCCACAGCCAAUAUGUGCUGGUGCCUUCCUUUGAGCCUUUUUUAAAAUUGAUUUUUCACAGUAUACAGAUGAUUUGGUUGUACUUUCAUGUCUGCAUUUCAUAAUAUUAAUUUUUCCGUUACUUUUUAUUGCCUAACCCAUGUCUAACCUCAUCAUACUUUUCAUUAUCUUCAAAGUCAUCCAAAGCUUUGACUUCAAAACCAAAUCUGUUAUUUGCAUGUACUAUUCUAAUUCUUAAAAUUUCUUCAGCAGUCUGGGUUGUGAUGACACUUUUUCAACCAGCAAAGUAACGCCUUUACUUUGCUAUUUGAACUUCCUUUAAAAGAGAAGGAAAUAAAACAUGCUGAUACUGUAUCACACCCUAACCUUUGCACCAUGCAGUGGGAACGCACUUACCAAGUGCUUAUAACAUGCACAGUAGAUCAUCAAUACUUAGGGCUACUGUCAUAUACUCUGAGGUCAGUUUUACUGCAUUGUGGAAAAUUCAUAAACCACAGAGAGUGGAAAGCGUUGCCGAUGCUGUAUUCAAGUUAUUUCGAUUGGCACAGAUCAAUACACUGUCCAGGCAUGACCCUACGUGCCUCUUUGCUCAUAUGGAUCUGUUGUAGCUAAAGACUAUAGAUGAAUCAUCGUAGGUCAUCUGAACUAGGUUACGUGCUGUCACUCCAACUACACCAAAUAUACUUUAUUUGGCGAGAUCUUUUGAAGAUGAGGUCUAACUCUUAAAAGCAAGUCAGGCUGAAAACAACAUGUGAUAGACCUCAUUAGAAAAGAGCCUGGAGUCAACACAGAGCGCUGGAUGAAAGAACAGGAGGAGGAGGAGGAGGAGGAAAACAAAGUGAGUCAGUGAUUGUGUCUGUGGAUGACCGUGCAAAGUGGAGUUAUAUGAUAGCUUUGUAUAGGUGAGGUGAGAGUUUGUGGCUGUAUGUGUGUGUGUGUGUGGCGUGGAUGCCAGACAACGAGUGGAGCUGAGAGUAGGACAGAAUCUUAAAUAUCCCCGAGAGGCAUUUUGUUUCACAGUCAGCACAUACACGAGGUCAGGCAUGUAGUGCGUUAUCAAUAGCAGCUGUGCUGUGUCCACCUCUGUCCCUGGGCAUAAAACGUAUCCACCUAUAAGCAUAAUCAAUUCAGUUCAACCAAUUCAAGGUAGUGAGAGUUGGUGAAAGAUUACUUAGGCCCAAAGUCAUUCUGUCUUGUUGCCUACCAGUCUCAAAAUCUUAACUGUAAGCUGCUCUAUGCAAACGUCCCCAGACUACAGCUGCACUGUGCUAAAUGCUAACAUUAGUUGGCUGCUCUAUACAAACAUCUUUAAUCCACAGCUGCAAUGUGCUAAAUGCUAACAUUAAUUGGCUAACAUUCAGUUCUGUUCAGUUUUUACUUAUAUAGCUCUGAAUCACUAAAAAAGUUAUCUCAUGAUGAAGUCUAGACCAAAUUGCUUACAUUGAAGAUACUAUCAUGACCUUUAACUGGACCAUCUGCCAUAUGUCCACUAUUUUAGCUUAGCUUGUAAGAAACCUAACAUCUGAUAAUUAACACUAAAAGCAAAGUAUAGUUUAGGCUGACUGGAAAGUAAUUAGCUCUGCAUAUAUUUGGUUGCUGUAUUUCGUGACCAGGAGCAGUACAACCAGGAAGUCACCCCAAUAAAAGAAACAAGAUGUGACGUGUUAAUUACUGAGCUUGUUAUCUUUGGGCAGUGCCAAGCUAGCUUUAGCCCCCCAUUUCCAGUCUUCAUGCUAAGAUUAUCAACUGCUGGUUCUAGCUUCAAGUGUGGUAUCAAUAAAACUAUAGCAUAGUUGGGAACACGAAUGUCUAUACCAAAUUCCAAGGCAAGGUUGGGAUAUUUCACUUAAAACUGCAUCUUUCAACCUCAUGGUGGAGGGGUAUACAGAAAGAAAGAGGAACUCAUCAAUGUUACUAGGUUGCAUUUUCUGGGGUGCAUUAAUGUACCAAAAUUUCAUUGCAAUUCAUGUGGCUGAAAAUGACAAAUCACCAGUUUCUCUACCUAAAUCAUGAGGUGCUGCUGCAGUGUAGAGAUGUCACUUCAGGUAAUCAACAAAAUAAGAUAGACGGCCAGACACUGAGCCAGCCAUCUCAUUCAUUAUGAUCAUUAUCACUAGACAGCCAAUAUCAAAUUAUAAUAUGCUGAAUAUCACCUCUGAACCCACAAGAGGAAAAGAAGAGGGUUAAAAAAACAAGGACUGAAGGGGGGAAAAGUAGCUUCUUUCCCAUCGUCAGCAGGAGUGAAGCAGAAGUGGACCAGCAUGUUAAUUGGCGAUUUGAUUAGCGUUUUAAUAUUGCAGCUGUGCACAACAGAGGAAAGCAGCCUGCUGUCCAGAGGUUUUUCUUUUUAAAUCAACAGUCACUACUCCAAUGCAGGGGCUGACACAGCUCAAUCAUUAUGCACGCCAUUCAGUCAAUUUCCUCCAACUUCGCACUUGUUUGGCAAUGGAGACUAUUUGACGGAAGCAGAAAUAUUCAAGACAUUUUGAGUUCAAGCUCAGCAUUUAAGAGCCCCAUUUGGGGCUGCCAUAGUAAAGGGGCUGAAUGGGGCUCGCAGCCUGUGCUAAACUGAACUAGAUAGGGUGGAGCUUCAUUUGAGUCAACAGCUGUGUGAGUGGAGGAAGCUCUAUUUGAAAGAGGGAAAUACCAUAUACCAUAUUAGAUAAUAGAUGGAAAAUGGGCAUUUUCAUGAGUCAUAUUUUGCUUAUCUGGGCCUAUAUUGUUACUCUGUUCUUGUGUUUGGGGCUGACAACACUGAGUUUGAUGAAUAGGUGUAUUUCUAAAGCUGGAACCGAUGGGGAGUAAGUAGAGGAGAGAAUGAGUGGGUAAUGACCGAUUUUGCCGCAAACACCACAAAACACCACAGCGUGAAAACAGGUGCAGCGUGCUGUGUAUACAUGUGUGCUUGCAUGCUUUAUGACACAGGGGCUUUGAGUCAGGCAGCAUUACCUGAAGCCAGAGAGGAAUCUGUGGCAAAGACGAGUGAUCCCCCACCCACCCCACAUGCACACCAAAACGCCAGAGAAGACAGCUCACAGGAGAGAUAAGAAGUUAGCCAGAUAAAGGAGCAUUGGUGGUGAGACAGAUGAGGAGAAGAGCGAGGUAGAACAAAGUUCUCCCUUGUGAUCCCUGACAGAGCGAGAACAGUGACACUGACUCAGCCAUUGUCUCCUCACUGUUUCCGGACAGAGUGAGGCUCCUCGGCGUGUGCCUCUGCUGUCCAUUGUGACUGCAGAGGAAGAAAGAAAGGUCGAACUUGUGUGCAUAAAGACCUAUACAGCAUAAUUUCCCUUUGCCAGUCACAUUUGCAGCCCCGAGAAGAGAAAUAAAAUCUCAGCACUAUCCCUAGCCCCGAGCCUAUCCCUCCAUCCUCAGCCCCCUCUCUUCAAACCCCCUUAUCCCUAUCCCACUCCCUCAGCCCAUUCCCUCCCCACCCAGCCCCAGCUUCAGCUCUCUGCCCCAUUCGGAGUCCCAGAUGACAGCUCAGAAACAUCCGUUACCCUCUCACUCCACACGAGCCUUCUUUCCUCUCCCUCCAGCCCCCGUGGCGCUUGGCACCAGUGCCCAUCACAUAGACAGAUGGAGCCAACCCUGACCCCUCUCAUCGCCCGUGGGGACGCCAAGAGAAUCAGCGCUUGACUACAGGAGGAGGGGUGUGCGCAAGUGUGUGUGAGGGGAGAUAGGAAGGAGAGCGGAGGAGAGUAUUGCUUUGUCACCACGGCAACACAUCACCUUGUCUCCUUUGGACUCCCCUUCGGCCCAACCCAAGACCCUCGGAUGAAAACACGCACAGCAGGGAAUUCAGCAGCAGGACCAGAAGGUGACUGCAAAACCAGAUUAGAAAUUCUGUGGAUGUUUGGAUUCUGUGCUUUGGAUCUUGAAGCUAUAAAGAGCAUUUGGAGCCAUUUCUGUAUCCAGUUAUGCUGAGCCAAAAUCAUUCAGGAUCAGGAGACCUGAACUGAUGUCGUGGAACUUUUGUAUACAGCCCAGAGUGGAUAAAACUACAAUAUACUAAGCUCAGUCAACUGUUUUAGUGCAUUUCAUGCAUACAGUCAUUUCCUCUGUAUGUUUGCUACCAACUCAAGACACCAUUGAGAUUUUCGGGAUAAUAUACGAAGCCUGUCAAACUUUUUGAACUCCCUGCUGAUCCUGAUGCACUGGUGGUAACUGUUUGUGAAUGAAAUAAGGAUUGAGAGGAUUAUCACUUUCACAUCUUUCUCUGUGGUGGUGGCAACCUUACUCAGAAGGGUGAAAGUUGUAUCAGGAUGCCUGAACUGGACAACUUUGCCCCUCUGAGGGAUCCCAGAGGCCCUGAUCUGGGCCUAAAUGGUCCAGCUGACCCACUUCGGAUUCAGCACAGCAUCCUGGAGGAGCAGGUGGAGCUGUGGUGGUUCAGAGAUCCUGGGAAGUCUCUGCUCUGCUACUGCGUGGCCGUACUUCUAAUCUUGGGGUGCGGACUGGGCGGCGUCGUCCUUCUAUCCACCACCACGAGUGUUUCAAGCGAAUGGCGGCUGGGGGCAGGCACGGCCCUCUGCCUGCUAGCCCUGGGAGUCCUGCUCAAACAGUUGCUCAGCUCAGCUGUGCAGGACAUGAACUGCAUUCGAAGCCGUCAGCGAAUCGACAUGCUGAAAAGUGGUGGUUUAUCAGACCUCCUUGUGGUUUUGAUUACUGGGCUAUCACUUUUGAUUUGUGGAGGAGUUCUACUGCGUCUGGCCCUGGCUAACCACAUGCCAAAGCCCGGCCAAGCACUUAAUGACAUGUACAUCUCUGGAGUGGUUUUGCUUGCUGGAGGGGGUGCAGCAGUUGUGGGUGUUGGGAUAUACUGUGUUGUGGUUGUCGUGUUUGAAAGGACAAGGCAUGGACGAAGGUUGAUGGACAGAGUCUUGAAUAUUUUCACUGUUUCUGGACACAUGGACCAUCAGGCUCGCAGAGAGACUACCUCCAGUCUGGCUAACCUCAUAUGAGAUGUAAUCAGACAAAGAUUGUAUAUUUUGUCCCCUUGCUAUUCAUGUCAGAACAUUUUGCCUCAAUUGAAUUAGAGCAGACUUCACACCCAAAUAUUACAAAAAAUCAUAUCAAAACAGGAUUCAUUCCUGAUGUGCUUCAGCUGAUAAUAAUCAAUCAAAUCUCAUUCACAGAGUAAGGGUGAAAGGAUAACACAGUGAAAGGCUCAUCUGUCUAAUGCAGGUCAGAUUUUUUUUCUCAGAAUAUGACCAGGCACGAAUUUACACGAGUGUCAUUUUAUUGAUGUUCUGUAAAUCUUACUGCAGUCAUAUAAGAACAGAUAUCAUAAUGUUUGGCAGUUUAGUCUGCAGGACACCAAGACAAAAGCCUGGGAAAAAAGGCAAUAAAUAAAGACUGACUCAAGGGGAGAGUCAGUGGAAUGAAAAGCACAUAGCUGAAACACAUCUGCAACUAAAGAGAGAAGUCUUCACAAACAGAAGUGAUGUUAUUGUCAUUGAAUAGAUUCAGCAGUCUGGAACUGAACACAAGAUCAUAGCCUGCAAUGAAAUGAGUCUUUUUAUUUUAUAUAGGGCUCUUACCCAUGGACGAUGUUUAAACUAAAAGUUGCACAAGGAUUAAGCCUACGCAGAUGAAGAGCCAAAAAACUAUCUUGUCAAAGGUGACACAAGGCAGUCGUUAAAGGGAUCAUAAAUUGGACUGUCACUCAUUCAAGAUAAUGUAUCUGUCAAAGUGUUCGUGGGCCACCCAUCUGACCACUUCCUGUUCAGUUAUUUUAAGAUAUAUGGAUAAGAGCACCAUCUGAAAGGAUAAAAUGUAAAUGGAGGACAAAUACAAAUUGACUAAUGGAUGGAACAACAGAACAAUGAAAAGAAAAAACACCUUUUUAAAUUUUCUUUGUGCACCACCUUCACUGUCCAUUUUCACACAGAGAUAUGAAAGUAUUCAAAUUUGAGGGAAUCUUUGACUGUGGGUCAAACUGAGGAAGGACAGUGGAUCAGAAGGCUAUAUAAACUUGACAUGGGACUGUGGUGCUUGUGACAGACGCUGUCAACUUCACUGUCUGUGUGUUUGCGAUACAAGACAACAUGAUUGUUAAAGAAAUAUCACCGCACUUUAGAUUGUAUGAAUGAUUUCUGUUUUUCAUCAGCACAUAUGUCUUAAAUCUCAGCAAUGCCUUGUUUUCCUUAGACCUGCUUUAAUUUAUGUAUUUCUUUACAUUAACACUUAAACCAAUUACUCUGUGUAAUCGAAAAUGAUAAUUCAUUGUGCUGAAGUCAUGAAUCACCAACUGCUUCAACUCUAUUGAGUUUUCAAGCGUUCAAGUGUUUUAAUUAUGUCUUUGAGUCUCA
Molecule: messenger RNA, 6898 nt
Organism: Scatophagus argus
Lineage: Eukaryota; Metazoa; Chordata; Actinopteri; Scatophagidae
Product: transmembrane protein 125
Exons: 4
Coding region: 4850-5548 (232 amino acids)
Source: RefSeq, a predicted model, not a curated record